Symbiodinium natans is the source of this 315-nucleotide messenger RNA. The record is from the annotation of a GenBank genome assembly. Lineage: Eukaryota; Dinophyceae; Suessiales; Symbiodiniaceae.
AUGGCCCUGACGGUCUUGUGGAAAUGGCCUUCGGUCAGGGUCCUCCUCGCGGCCUGCACUGCGCAACUCGGCUGCUCUUUGGCGGUCGAGGGCCAACGACAUGUCCACCUCGAUAGCCAAGGACACCUCAGAGUGGCUCCAUCGCCAGCGCCGGCCAUGGCCGCCUCGCCCGCGCCGGCCAUGGCGGGCGGUCCUGUGCCUGCAAAGAUAGCCAGGAAGCAGCAGCCGCUGUUUCCGGUCAGUUACAACUUAGAUCUGUCCGACCUCAAGGAAGAUGAGGCCAGACUGCAGUACUUUGACUGUGGCUUGAGCUAG